GUCAUGUAAGCUCAUUUCGCCUCCACCACCAGAUCGUUUAGCUCAACCGCGAAUGUCGCUACUGGGGAAGCCUAUAAACUACAAUCGCGGCAACCGCCGUGAUGUCCGGUACAGACGACUCCAAAGUCGUGUUUAUAAUUUCCUGGAAAGACCCAGGGGUCUACCGGCGGUGCUCUAUCACGUGAUGGUAUUCCUGAUGGUCUUCACCUGUCUGGCGUUGAGCGUAUUCUCGACUAUAAAGGAAUACGAGGAGGAUGCUUUGUACAUAUUAUUUAGGAUGGAAAUUUUAGUUGUUAUUUGGUUCACAAUGGAAUUUUUCUUACGGCUGUGGUCAUCCGGUUGUCGUUCGCGAUACCAAGGAUGUGUGGGUCGUCUAAAAUUUGUAAAACGACCAUUUUGUAUUAUAGAUAUUAUUACUAUAGUUGCUUCCGUAGUUGUAUUAGGCAUGGGCACAUCGGGCCAAGUAUUUGCCACAAGUGCCCUAAGAGGAUUACGCUUUUUCCAAAUCUUGCGAAUGGUGCGCAUGGACCGACGUGGUGGCACUUGGAAACUACUGGGCAGUGUAGUAUACGCACACAGACAAGAACUUAUAACCACAAUGUACAUCGGAUUCCUAGGCCUUAUUUUUGCAUCGUUUCUGGUGUAUUUGAUGGAGAAAGAUGUCAACGACAAGUUCAAUAAUUUUGCACAAGCCCUGUGGUGGGGUGUGAUCACCUUGUGCACUGUGGGUUAUGGUGACAUGGUUCCAGAAACGUGGCAGGGCAAGCUUAUAGCAUCAUUUUGCGCUCUACUAGGCAUAUCAUUUUUCGCUUUGCCAGCGGGUAUACUGGGUAGUGGAUUUGCGUUAAAAGUCCAACAACAACAAAGACAGAAGCACAUGAUACGACGGCGCCAACCGGCUGCCUCAUUGAUACAGGCAUUGUGGCGCUGCUACGCUGCCGAUGAACACUCAUCAUCUGUGGCCACUUGGAAGAUACACCAGGUGGCGUUGCCCAGUCCACCAGCCUCUUCUGAGUAUUGGGAUAGACUGUUUAAGAGUUUAAUUGAAUCUAGGCGAGCAUCAUCUAGUUUUAAGCACAAUGCAUCGUUUGUGGCCCGUCUUCCGACCAUCAGACGACACAAGCCGCCCACAUCUACCCAAUCGCCCGGCGGAGACAGUCUCAGUGUUAAGACGGCAGUGGCCACCAAUAGAGUUUCCCGGUAUACACGUAACUUGCGCGAAUUGAAUCAAUCUGUGGAGAACCUUGAAGUGGUACAAAAUGGACGAUCGUUAAAUGCGAGUUUUAGCGAAGACUCUGUCGCUGAUACCACUUUGUUGAAAAAGAAUUCGGAUGGGUUGAGCCCUCGUUUGCUGGGACAAAAUCGCCGAAGACAUAGUUGGGUGUCACUGAGCAAUUUAGACAAUAAAACUCCUGCUGAAAGCAUUCAGCUAAGCCAAUUCAAAGGAGAGGGCCGUGAUGUCGAGAGCGCCUCGGUGGGCGACAACUGUGAUAGGGGGGAGGCAAGCCAGGCCGAUUGCAACAAUAAGAACAAAAUGAUGCUCAGCAAUGUAACUUCCAUACCGAUCGUGCUCUGUGGAUUCCUGCAGGGGGAGCUGUUCGGUUCGAAUUUCUCGCUGGGCCGCCAAAAUGCUGGAUGCAGCGCGAACGGAGAAACGACGGAACGUGCCUUAUAUGAAGAACACAAAGCCUAUAUACAGUCACAGAUUAUGGCCGAACAAAACAAUCAAAGUCACAAUGUGACACGAUUCACCUGUGAAGGAAACGAAGACGACGAACCACGCUGCACUCAGUUGACUAACAAGCACAAGACUGCCAUACGUUUUAUUAGAAAGCUAAAAUAUUUUGUGGCCCGUCGUAAGUUCAAGGAGGCUCUCAAGCCAUACGACGUCAAAGAUGUAAUGGAACAGUAUGCCGCAGGACAUGUGGAUCUACUGGGCCGAGUUAAAAAUGUUCACGCCAGGCUUGAUCAAAUAUUGGGAAAGCAAGGUUCUAAAUCAAAAGACGCUUAUGCUUCGAAGAUAAGUUUAGCUUCAAGGGUGGUCAAAGUCGAACGACAGGUCGCCGAUAUAGAAGAAAAAUUAGAUAUAUUAAUUAAAGCUUAUAUGGAGGACCGUCAAAGGUUUCAAACUCUUCCCCUCACACCUCAGGUCUCAAAACAUUCCAACAAUAAUAAUCACCUCCCUAAUAUCAUCGAAAAUAGUCAAUGUGGUACUAUAACUACAAGCAAUGAAUGGCCGAACCGGUCAGUGAGAAUGACUGAUGCUACAACAUCUACGGCUGCAUUAGCGGCAAUGGCUCUAGAACAGGCAUCAUCACCGACAUCGUCGCAGGCACAACAAGGGACCACUGAAUCAGAAUACACAAAGUCUUCCCAAAACAUUUCAUAUCCUCUGUCGGUCGACGCUCGGCCGAUAUCUGUUUACAAACAACGUGGUAGUGAUGGCUUUAUAGCCGAAAUAGAAAAUAGAUCAAAGAAGCGGGUAACAUUAAGAUCAAUAUCACAACCCUACGACAAGGUGUGUCAGGUGGAUGAAGUAUCCAUAUCAAUACCCACAACAGAGUCACAAUCACUCGGAUCUAGCCCGAGCCAACAACGGCCCGAAAGUUCAAUUAUCCUCAUUGAUGAGUACGAAGAUGUCGAAGAAGAGGACCUCAAUUGCGAGGAGGAAUUUGACCAAUACCACCCAUCGUGGGAAAUCGACAGCGAUGCCAUUGUCGACGCAGAUGCUGAUGGCGAUGGCGACGAAACCACUGAGGACACGGCCUUACUGCACCGACCAACACGUACUGCUAUUGUUAUAACACCUAUUAGCCCAGUAAACUCCGCACAUAAUCUCCAAAGUAUGGAUGACCAAAAUAAUGCUCCUACAAUCAAUAAAUCAAAUUUACUAUCGCCGGAUUCCGGAUAGCAGAUGUAAUCUAUUUUUUUAUUAUCGCUUACAAUUUAUACUCUUGUGUUCAAAAGUAACUAAAGUUAAUAAUAGAAGCGUAAAAUAAUAAAAA
Molecule: messenger RNA, 3005 nt
Organism: Musca vetustissima
Lineage: Eukaryota; Metazoa; Arthropoda; Insecta; Diptera; Muscidae
Gene: KCNQ
Product: potassium voltage-gated channel subfamily KQT member 2
Exons: 19
Coding region: 53-2911 (952 amino acids)
Biological process (GO): transmembrane transport; potassium ion transport
Cellular component (GO): membrane
Molecular function (GO): voltage-gated potassium channel activity
Source: RefSeq, a predicted model, not a curated record